This is a messenger RNA of Pocillopora meandrina, 1222 nucleotides long. NCBI's taxonomy places the organism in Eukaryota, Metazoa, Cnidaria, Anthozoa, Scleractinia, Pocilloporidae. The record is from the annotation of a GenBank genome assembly.
AUCGUGCUAUUUUUCAUUUCUCAACUGUUCCGAGACAAUUUCAGUCAGCGGUGUGGGGCUGGCGGCGACCUAUACUCCAUUUACCAAAUGAUGCUCAAGGGCCACACCUACAAGACGUUCAAGACUGCACUAGGUACUCCGGAAUGCAGAGAGGCUUGUCUUGCUGAUGUCAGAUGUCAAAGCUACAACGCCGUUAUGUUCAUUGCAAUAUGUGAGUUAAACAACCGAACUAAAGAGGCCAGACCAAAGGACUUUGUCAAGAACAAGGACAGAUAUUACAUGGCGAAAGGUCCAAAACGAGGUGAUAGGAAACGCAAAGACUAAAUAGCAGUAUUACGGUAAAAGGGGGGGACGGGGAAAGGGGAUCGGGGGGAAAGGGGGAAGGAGGGGGGAAGGACCACAUUUAACUGAUAGCUCGAUAUGCGAGCGCAACUUGAAAUGUACACAAUAUGAUGCUCGGCAUUGUCUGACACACAUCUUUACAGAAGUGUCCAUAGACUGCCAAUUAUAAAGUAAGUCCUAAGUAUUCCACGGAAAGUAUAUCUUAAAGGUGAUGAAAAUAAACAAUAUGGGUAAUCUGACUUUCGUGGGAUUUUACGCUGUCAGCAAUGAAUCUUUCUUACUCUCAUUCUGCUAAAAUUAAUAAUUUCAAUUGCAGUUCCCCUCGGAUCAAUUCUUGAGUUGCCUGCGGAAUCGUGCAAGGAGAUCAAGGCGAGUGAAGGAGGAAAGGCGAUCAGCAGUAAUAACUAUUGGAUGGAUUCAACCAGAUCUGAUAACUCUAUUUUAGCUGGCUGUGACAUGAAGACUGAAGGUUUGUGCAAGACAUGGUUCUUAGCAUUUUUGUACCAUGCCAAUGAGAGGACUUUACUUAAUCGAUUUUCUUUGUCCCUAGUUGCAGACUAUUGUGUCAAACACCAGUGCCAAAACGAUGCAAAGUGUGUGAACCGUGAGACGAAUUACACGUGUGCGUGUAACUCAUCUGGCUGGACAGGAAAAUAUUGUGAAAAAGGUUCGCCUUUUGUUAAAAUCAUCUCCCAUUUUUAGGAGCAUGUUCAACAAAGAAGAUGAGGGAUGCUUAAUUAAGAUAUGCUUAUCCACAGAUGUCAACGAAUGUGUGGAAGGUUUACAUGGUUGUGAUCGCAAUGCCAUUUGUGAUAACACUGUGGGUUCCUACAACUGCACAUGCAGACCAAGAUUAAUUGGAGACGGAAGAAACAGCUAA